Molecule: messenger RNA, 1018 nt
Organism: Baudoinia panamericana UAMH 10762
Lineage: Eukaryota; Fungi; Ascomycota; Dothideomycetes; Mycosphaerellales; Teratosphaeriaceae
Exons: 3
Coding region: 339-794 (151 amino acids)
Biological process (GO): DNA repair; protein polyubiquitination; proteasome-mediated ubiquitin-dependent protein catabolic process
Cellular component (GO): HULC complex
Molecular function (GO): ubiquitin conjugating enzyme activity
Source: RefSeq, a predicted model, not a curated record
UCACGUGGCGGACAUGGAUGAAGGUGAAGUGGAUCCUGGUCACGAGAGCACAUGCCGUCAAGCUUCACUCAUGAGCUUCCCUUGUUCCCACAUUUCGAGGCUAUUCAUACUAACACCUAUACUAUUCGGCGCAUCAACGUUCUCGACGAAGCCCACUGUCGCACUCCUCAACCUCGCCCUGCUGAGUCGAACUAACAUCUUCCAUCCAUCACGGUUGUUCGGGACCCUGUCACCACCUCCGCCACCGCUAAGAGCCGUUCCUGCCCACGAGGGAAUACCAAGCACAGAUAAAGGCUGGCUUGCAGAGCUUCCUGGUUCUUGCCGAUAGCACUGUCAAGAUGUCAACAGCAGCGCGACGGCGCCUAAUGCGUGACUUCAAGCGUAUGCAGACCGACCCUCCCGCCGGCGUGAGCGCCAGUCCUAUCGCCGAUAACGUCAUGACAUGGAACGCCGUCAUCAUCGGCCCAUCAGACACACCCUUCGAAGACGGUACCUUCCGCCUCGUCAUGCAUUUCGAAGAGCAGUACCCCAACAAGCCUCCAGGCGUCAAGUUCAUCAGUCAGAUGUUUCACCCGAACGUGUAUGGCACUGGGGAGCUGUGUCUAGAUAUCCUGCAGAACCGGUGGAGUCCGACGUAUGACGUGGCCGCUAUACUUACAAGCAUACAAAGCUUACUGAACGAUCCCAACACGUCGAGCCCUGCGAACGUGGAGGCAAGCAAUCUGUACAAGGACAACCGGAAGGAGUACACGAAGCGGGUACGGGAGACCGUGGAGAAGAGCUGGGAUGACUAGAUGCGCACCCACGGUGUAGCACGAGAGACGUUGAAACGUCAAUACCAUUACGAUAGAGGGCAAUGCGGUCAACGUGCGUAAUGUACAGGCUCGGCCACUUCAUAACAAUGAUUCGAAUGAUUGGGAUAGCAUGGGAGGAGCAUCGUGCACGAAGAAGGCUGCAUUCAGCGAGGUGUCUGGGUUUCGGCGCUGGUGGCGCUGACGUUGUACGUAUGCCUGCUUAA